Messenger RNA from Juglans regia (Persian walnut), 1789 nucleotides. Its product is annotated as solute carrier family 35 member F1-like. Gene Ontology annotation, biological process: transmembrane transport. The transcript has 11 exons. Gene Ontology annotation, cellular component: membrane. The coding region runs from base 408 to 1526 and encodes 372 amino acids. Gene Ontology annotation, molecular function: transmembrane transporter activity. Lineage: Eukaryota; Viridiplantae; Streptophyta; Magnoliopsida; Fagales; Juglandaceae. The record is from RefSeq and is a predicted model, not a curated record.
AUUGAUAUCAGCGCAGAAAGCGGAACAGAGCAAAAGGAAAUAGUUUGCGUCAUUUUGCCAUACUUCUCACGAUUCAACGGCUGCAAACUCUUUUACGUAGGAUUUCGGAAACUCCCACAUCCGUGUAUUCACUUUGUCAUCUCAGAUAAAACCUCACUUUCGCCGUCACUUCUAUUCGCAUUUCAUCACGAACCCUUUCCAGGCUCAAUACCGACAAAAACUCGAAAGUUGGUAUUUGACAUUGAAGUGCUGGACUUUAUCCCCCCUGAAGCCCCAUAGACCCUUAAGAAAUAUAGCUUCUACGAAUGGGUAUCUGAAUAUUCUUCUUAUUCGUUGACUUGGGUGUUUGACGAAUAUUUCGUCUUGGUUGCUUUUAUGCUCUGUAUUCGGUGGAGGAAUAGAAGAAAAUGAUGAACUUUAAUGAGUUUUGGACCAAGAAGACGUUGAUAGGUCUUGGGCUGGGACAGUUUCUCUCGCUUUUGAUUACUUCCACUGGCUUCACGUCUUCGGAGCUCGCUAAAAGAGGAAUUAAUGCCCCAACUUCACAGUCUUUUCUAAACUAUGUGUUCUUGGCGAUAAUCUAUGGAAGUAUCAUGCUUUAUCGGAAGAAAGCACUCAAGGCAAAAUGGUAUUACUACAUACCGCUUGGAUUGGUAGAUGUAGAAGGCAAUUUUCUUGUGGUGAAGGCCUAUCAGUACACAUCUCUGACAAGUGUCAUGCUUCUUGAUUGUUGGUCAAUACCAUCAGUCAUGGUUCUGACCUGGAUUUUCUUGAAAACAAAAUAUAGAUUCCGAAAGAUAUUUGGUGUACUUGUUUGUGUCGCUGGCCUUGUAGUUGUUAUUUUCUCAGAUGUUCACGCUGGUGAUCGAGCAGGAGGGAGCAACCCCCGUAAAGGGGAUGCACUUGUAAUUGCUGGUGCUACACUAUAUGCUAUCAGUAAUGUCAGUGAGGAAUUUCUUGUGAAGAAUGCUGAUAGAGUUGAACUCAUGGCAAUGCUGGGUCUUUUUGGUGCCAUCAUCAGUGCUAUCCAAAUAAGCAUACUCGAGCGCAAUGAGCUCAAAUCUAUUCACUGGUCAGCUGGGGCAGCACUUCCUUUUAUUGGAUUUGCAGUGGCAAUGUUUCUCUUUUACUCAUUAGUACCAAUCUUGCUUAAGAGUAAUGGCUCCACAAUGCUGAACUUGUCUUUGUUGACCUCUGACAUGUGGUCUGUCUUGAUUCGCGUCUUUGCUUACAAUGAGAAGGUUGACUGGAUGUACUUUGUGGCCUUUGCUGCUGUUACCGUUGGGCUUGUUAUUUAUUCAGGGGGUGAAAAGGGGGAUCAAAGACGUGCUGUCGUUGCCGAUGAAGAUAAUGAGAGAAGCAAGCAUUUUGAUGAGGAGGCUGGUUCUGCAAGUAGCAACCAAGGAAAUGUAGAUGGGAGCUGGAAAACGGGGCUAAGCAGGCAGCCCGAUACAGCUUCGACUAGUGCUGCAGAAAGGGAGGACGUUGAAAACAUGGGAAAAGAUAUACAGGGGAAGAAAUCAUGAUUAAGAAUUUGCAUUAUUUGCGGAGGGAUGGGAUGCAGUGCCGAUGCUAUCAAGGUAGCCUCUAUAUUGGUCUCGUUGGUUCCAAAAACUUGAAUAAUACCCAAUCAAGGCGUUGAAAGAAGAAAAGGAAAAUGUAAACCAUGCUUUUCAAUUUUGUUUUCUUAUUUCUUUUCCCUUUUCGCAAAUGACUAGUAGUGCGAUUUUAUUAUUUAUCUUUCUUUCUCAAGAGGAAUGGAAAAUACUAGUGGAGCCCCACAAAGUUA